Messenger RNA from Funneliformis mosseae, 468 nucleotides. NCBI's taxonomy places the organism in Eukaryota, Fungi, Glomeromycota, Glomeromycetes, Glomerales, Glomeraceae. The record is from the annotation of a GenBank genome assembly.
ACCAAAAACUAAAAACAAUGAUGAUGAGUCAGAAAACACCAUUGAGUCAAGUCAAACAACUCCAAGUGAAGCGAAAGAACAGCAAAUUCAAGUUGAAGAACCUCCAAAAGUUUAUCCAGUUCAAAGUGGUUCAAAUAGUAAUUAUGAAGAAAUAAUUAGCGAAAUUGAAGAAAACUUAAAAAAUAAAUUAACGAUUGAAGAAUUAGAUAUUCAAACCCAAACCGAUUAUCAAAAUAUCAAAGAUAGUAAAGAUAAUAAGAUGAACGAAAACAUUAGCAAGCAAGGUGCCAAAAAAAGAAUUGAAAAACUAAGAAAAAAAGCUACAGCGAACAGUUUACAAUUACAACACGUAAGCUAUGCCUUAGUAGAAAUAGCCGAAACAGUUUCCUUCUUCAAAGAAGAGCGCAUAAAAACACAACAUAUGGCAUAUAUAAAACAUGAGUCAUUGAAAGCAAACGCUUCAUGGCA